Messenger RNA from Perkinsus marinus ATCC 50983, 423 nucleotides. RefSeq lists its product as hypothetical. NCBI's taxonomy places the organism in Eukaryota, Perkinsozoa, Perkinsida, Perkinsidae. The transcript has 3 exons. The record is from RefSeq and is a predicted model, not a curated record. Bases 1 to 423 code for a protein of 140 amino acids.
AUGCCGUACAGUCCUCGAGCAUCGGAGCUUGAUGUAUGGACUCUAAGCCAGGAGCUCGUCCAGGGCUUGACUAUUGCCGCGCUCAUCUUCGCUCUCAUCAUCGUUCUUCUAGUUUGUUCCGAUCGACUGUCUGACGCUCUUCAAGUCGACUCGAGGCCCGCCGUCGACCAAUCUGUGAAGCCAAGACCGAAGUCAUUCCGAUCCGUGGUUCCUGCCGUCUCGUCUGCUAUUGUGCCGCUGUAUAGUGCAUACAGCUGCCUGGAAGAUCGCGCAUCUCGCUUGCUCCCAAUCCUCCGGAGGAACUUCAAAGCGAUGCGGUCUUCGUCAUUAGUUCAGGAACCUCUGGAAUUGACGAACUUCUUCAACGCUGAGUUCUAUGGGAAUAUAAAGAUUGGUACUCCAGGACAGACCUUCAAGGGUUAG